AUGCUGACACGACUUCUUCUCGUCGCCGCUGCGGCAACAGCCAGCGCAUUGCCCUCCUGCAACAAAAACAACAACACCAGCGGUCCCGGCAAGAUGCUCAACUCUGCCAAGCUCCUCAUCACCUCUCCGGGCAAAAUCUCCAUCGCUGACUUUGAUGGUACCAAGUUUGACAUCAAGAGCACCAAGGGUGUCUCUGGCAACCCGACGUGGGUGGCCUUUUCACAGCCAAACACCUUGUACGCCGUGGACGAAAACAGCGAUACCACCAGUCUCCUGAAAGUUGAUCUUGCGGGAAACAAGAUUGACCAGCUGAGCUCCACAAAGGGCAGCAGCGGCGUUGUCCAUCUUGAACUUACAAAGGACAAGUCGCAGAUGGUUGGUGCAGGCUAUGGGAGCAGCAACAUUGACAUCUUCGACAUCUCCAACGGCGGCUUGAAGUUCUCCAAGGCCAUCAAGUCGGACGACAAGGUCGGCCCCAACACUGCCCGCCAGGAGAAGCCGCACCCUCACCAGUCCCUCCUGGAUCCUUCGGGCCGUUUCGUGGCAGUCAACGACCUCGGCACCGACAAGGUUCUCAUCCUCGACUCCCAAAAUUCCUUUGGCAUCGUCAACCGCGUCCCCGUUGAGCCCGCGGGCUGUGGCCCCCGGCACGGAGCCUUUUUCCCCGCCGGAGCCAACAAGGCGACGCACUACAUUGUUCUUUGCGAGAUCAAGAACCUCGUCGUGGUGUAUUCCCUCAAGUACGGCGGCGACAAGGGCAUCGAGUUUGUGCCGAAGCAGACUAUCUCGACCUUCGAGUCUCAGGAGGCCACGCCCGCUGAAGCUGCCGCCGGAGAACUCGUGCUUGCUGCGGAUAACAAGAACGUCUAUGUGUCAAAUCGCUUGACGGGCGGGCAGACGGAUAACAUUGCGAAUUUCCGCAUUGCCCAGAAAUCCGACGACCUCAAGUUGGAGCUUGUGGGCUUCACGUCCACUGGAGGAAAGCGGCCUCGCAUGUUCAGUGCCUCCAUGGACGGCCAGCAUCUGUUUGUUGGAAACCAGGACGGCGCGCUGGGUGUUGUGGCCUUGAAGCGAAAUGCAGACGGUACACUGCUUGAGAAGCCUGUGGCGAGCCUUGAUAUGAGUCUGUUCCCGGGAGCGUUGGCUGGUCCUGCCUUUGUGCAGCAAGUUGCUUGA
Metarhizium acridum CQMa 102 is the source of this 1176-nucleotide messenger RNA. RefSeq lists its product as uncharacterized. Lineage: Eukaryota; Fungi; Ascomycota; Sordariomycetes; Hypocreales; Clavicipitaceae. The record is from RefSeq and is a predicted model, not a curated record. Gene Ontology annotation, molecular function: protein binding; 6-phosphogluconolactonase activity.